AUGCGGAAGAGCGAAGAAAGGGUGAGCAAGAGAACGCAGAGCUUGAACAUCAAUAGAAGCUACUCCACUGAUGCACAUAUUUAUAGCGUCAGUUUUAUGGACUGCCAAGAAGCUCAGAAUAAUUCGAUUACGCAGAAUAGAUCGCUGAGCGAAUUCAAGAAACGAGAUAAUCCACUGUUGCGAGUCAAAUCCUCCUUCUCGCUCGGCAGAAUGAGCAAAACCCGGACCUCCACAUCGAGUUUUUCUGCAAUGUCCGAUGUAUCACAGCUGAAAAGUAUAAAAGGCUACAUGCGGGUGAAAUUUGGAGAUACGGGCUGGAAACGCCACUAUGCGAUUCUUCACCAGGAUACAAUUAUGCUUUACUCGGAGAAAUACGACGUUAAUCCUGUAAUGGAGACUUCCUUGAUCGGGAAUAUUGUCGCUCCGGGAGAAACUUAUACAAGAAAGAAACAUUCCUUCUGCGUAAAAGGGGCACAUACACAUCUUCUUUUCAGUUGUAAAGAUAAAGAGGAUCUGUUCCGCUGGAUGAACGCGGUCUCCCUCGCGUCAAUAGGCUACGAUGCUGACGAAUGCAAAACUAUUGGAAUAAAAAAAAAUAGAUACAAUUCAUGCUCGAUUCGGAUGAACCGUGGAAGAAAAGUAUUCAAACAAAAUGCGUCAAUUGGAAGUGACGGACAAUCGAUUUCUUCUAAAGAAGACGAUCUCCUGAGCGACAUGUCACUUGUUCAAAUGAAGAUUUCAAGAGAAGAAACCCUCUUCCGGAAGAACGCGCAAAUGCAAAAGUCAAAAAGCACGACAUCGGACAUCAUGAGGCUCGUUGAUGUCGUCGAUAUUACUUCUGGCCUUACUCGCAAACAGACAAUGAAAAGACGCGCAGAAAACCUUUCCUCCGAUCCGAAGCUAAACGAGCUCCUCCACAAAAAGCUCCAGCUUGAAAGAGAGCUUCGUUCAAUGACGACAGACUUGGAGAUAAUCGAAAAACUACUCGAUGUUCCCCCGACAAACGAAAUUAUUGACGAUUUUCUCCAAAAACAUGGAGACAUAAUUCCCAAUUUGAAGGGAGAAACGAGCUCCCUAGAAGAUUCUCUUUCCAGCCCGCAAUCGGAUAUUUCCUCAGCUACUGUAGAUUCGCUUUGGUAA
Molecule: messenger RNA, 1140 nt
Organism: Oikopleura dioica
Lineage: Eukaryota; Metazoa; Chordata; Appendicularia; Copelata; Oikopleuridae
Source: the annotation of a GenBank genome assembly